Molecule: messenger RNA, 3129 nt
Organism: Sparassis crispa
Lineage: Eukaryota; Fungi; Basidiomycota; Agaricomycetes; Polyporales; Sparassidaceae
Exons: 16
Coding region: 1-3129 (1042 amino acids)
Biological process (GO): protein neddylation
Cellular component (GO): U2-type catalytic step 1 spliceosome; U2-type catalytic step 2 spliceosome; Prp19 complex
Molecular function (GO): U6 snRNA binding; pre-mRNA binding; metal ion binding
Source: RefSeq, a predicted model, not a curated record
AUGGCUACCGCUGUUAUGACCAAUGGGAACGCGUCGUCGGGCGAUUGGCACGAUCGUUACUUUCAUGUGGACCAAAUCCUGGAUAGACCAGGUCCUCGUACAGAUCCUUCAUUUCUGGCCGGCGAUGGGGUGAAGGAUUUCUUGCGGAAUCAAUGUAAGAUCCUCGUGAUCGGUGCAGGCGGCUUAGGGUGUGAGAUCCUUGCCAACCUUGCCUUGUCUGGAUUCAAGGAUAUUCACGUCAUCGACAUGGACACCAUCGACAUCAGUAAUCUGAACCGUCAGUUUUUGUUCAGACCGAAAGAUGUAGGCAAGCCUAAGGCUAUUGUGGCUGCUGAAUUCAUUAUGCAACGGGUACCAGGUGUGAAAGUUACUCCAUAUUACGGAAAGAUUCAGGACAAGGACGACGACUAUUACAUGCAAUUCAACCUCGUAAUUUGCGGACUCGACUCGGUUGAGGCCCGAAGAUGGAUCAAUGCCACUCUGGUCAACCUCGUGGAUCCGGAGAAUCCAGAGAGUCUGAAACCUCUCAUCGAUGGAGGCACUGAGGGCAAGUAUAUAUGCGAUAAGAAGCUCGACACCGACGAUCCAGAACACAUUGGUUGGCUAUACUCAGUUGCUUCGGCGCGCGCAAAGGAGUUCAAGAUAGAAGGUGUUACGUGGUCUUUGACACAAGGCGUUGUGAAGAACAUUAUUCCUGCCAUUGCUUCGACGAAUGCCAUCAUCGCAGCAUCCUGCUGUAAUGAAGCAUUCAAGAUUGCGACCAGUUCGGCUGCAUACCUGAACAACUACUUCAUGCUCAUUGGAACAGAUGGAAUCUAUUCCUAUACUUUCGAGCAUUGGAAGCGCGAUGACUGUCCAGUCUGUGGCGGAGAAGCAUUAGACAUUUCAGUCGGCAAGGAAUGGACAGUUGAUCGUCUAAUAGAGAUGUUGGUCGAGAAACAAGAUAUUCAAAUCAAGAAACCAUCUUUGUCCACCGUUGCAAGACAGAUUUAUUUUCAGGCGCCUCCACAGCUCGAAGAAGCAACCCGACCAAACCUGGAGAAGAAAGUGUCAGAGCUAGUGGAAGACGGCGGAGAUAUCAUUGUCACAUCCUCCACUCUUCCUUUCAACCUGACGCUGCGGGCGGACAUCAAUAAAGCUGGCUGGGAACAAAGCGAGUUCCCAAUUCUUUGCGAAACUUGUCUCGGUGACAAUGCGUUUGUGCGCAUGUCGAAGCAGGAGUAUGGCCGUUCAUGCGGAACGUGCGCGCGACCGUUCACCGUGUUCCGGUGGAACCCAGGUACCGCCAUGCGCUUCAAGACGACUGUGAUCUGCCAGACAUGCGCAAAGAUCAAAAAUGUGUGCCAGACAUGUCUCCUGGAUCUCGAGUACGGCCUCCCCACCCAGGUUCGCGACACAGCGCUCGCGUUGCAGAACGAGGCACCAACGAGUGAGAUCAAUCGGGAGUAUUAUGCGCAGAAUAUGGAUGGGAAGAUGGAAGGGAGCAGGUCAUUACUUGACUCUGGCAGAGCUUCAUCUGCGGGCAAGGAGAUGCUGAAGCAACUUGCUCGCACCGAUCCAUAUUACAAACGGAACCGACCCCACCUGUGCUCCUUUUAUGCCAAGGGCGAGUGCGUGCGAGGAGCAGAAUGUCCAUACCGGCAUGAGAUGCCUGUGGACAACGAACUGUCCAAGCAAAAUAUACAAGACCGAUACCAUGGGCACAAUGAUCCUGUGGCACGCAAGAUCAUGACCAGCCAUGCAGAAGCUAUGGGUUUGCAGCCUCCCGAGGACCAGUCAAUUAUGUCUAUCUUCCUCACGUCAUUACCUGCCACUGCCACCGAGCAGAGUAUUCGCACAAGGGUGGUUCAAUCACUGCCUGGCGUCCAACCCUCUCAGCUCAAGUCAGUCGUACAUGUCGCGAAGUCAAGAUGUGCAUUUGUCAACUUCAAAGAUCGAGCAUCGGCAGAACUGGCAGCUCAGGCUUGGGCUAACGGCCUGGAGAUGGAAGGUGAAAUUCUGGGCGUUAAGUGGGGUCGGACUCUCACCGCCCUCCGUCUACUUUCAGACACUUGUACUGCCGCCAUCGAUGGGCUUCAACCGUCGCCGACUGUCUCCCCGUCGCAAGCAUCAGCGCCCUCCAGCGACGUCCUCCGGAAAGACUUUGUUUCGCUGCUCUCCCUGGUCUAUACCUCCACCACGAAGCUCACACUCGCCUUCCGCCAGCCCGAGCCCGCAUAUUCCGCCGCGGUCGCGCCCAUCCGCGACCUUGCAGCAUACAUCGCCGCGCUCACGACGUGUACGUCGCUCUUCGACGCGCACGGCGCGACGCUGAGUGCGGAGGUGCGGCUCGCCGCACGGGAGGUGUGCGAAUCCGUGCGCUGGCUGGCGCGGACGCUGGGCGGGGACGCGGACGCCGGGGAGGAUAACCUCGUGCGCACGGGCGAGGUGCACGACCUGGUCGACCGUGCGCGCCGUGAGCUCUCUGCUAACAAUCUCGCGGCCGUACGGAAACGGUGGGUUCAGGAUAGGGCCAUCCUCGACGAUACGCUCUGUGAGGUCGCCGAGAUGGUGGAGACUGCUGCUGUUGAAGGCGAUGGAGAGGACGAUGAGUUUGAUGACGGUGAGUGGGAUGAACUGGGGUUGGGCUCGAGCAAGAAGAUGUCUGAGGUGGAGUUGGAUCGUACAAAGAAGAUCCAGCCGCUUCUCAGAUUCUCCACUCUUCUACACAAACGCGUGCUACUGGAUAUCCUCCCUACAGCUCCUCCGCCAAGAACAGACCCAACUUCGUACAAUGCGGACCUCGACAGCCUACCAUCGCACUCGCACGCGCUCGUUCUUGCGUCCGAGGAGCUCGUCGCAGUGCUAUAUGCACCUCAGGACAUAUUCGCCGUCACUUCUGCGAUAUCUGCACAUGGAGACGUCGUGCGCCAGUUGCGUGCGGUCCUUGUUGACAAGGCGCUAUUGCCCGCGCCCGCCGACGAGGUGGAGGCACUGGCUGAAGGAGUGGGCGUGAUGAGCGUCACCCGUAGCGCCAUCAAGGGGAAGAAGGAUGUAAGGAAGUGGUUUGACACAUGUUUCGCGCAGAUCGAGAAACUCUCCACGAACAUCAUCGAUGCAAUCGCGCUCGAGCGUUCCAAUGAAACAUGA